CUUGUCACAAGUCACAACUGUCAAUAAUUAACACAAUUUUUCUGUACAUUCAAAUUUUAUAAAAUAUAAAAUUUAUUCUAUUCAAAAUGAGUACUAUGCCGGUUACAACUUCAACACUGUUACCAUUAGAAUUGGUUGACAAAUGUAUAGGAUCAAGAAUUCAUAUAAUUAUGAAAAAUGACAAAGAAAUCGUUGGAACUCUAUUAGGAUUUGAUGAUUUUGUCAAUAUGUUAUUAGAUGAUGUUACAGAGUAUGAAAAUACACCGGAGGGAAGGCGAAUAACGAAACUUGAUGAAAUAUUACUUAACGGAAAUAACAUAACUAUGCUUGUACCAGGUGGAGAUAUGCCAGAGUAAUUUAUGCAAAAGUGAAUUAAUUUCAAAUAUUUUUUAUAAGAACAACUUUUAAAAAUAAAUAGAUUUGUAAGCUAUAAA
Molecule: messenger RNA, 434 nt
Organism: Diorhabda carinulata
Lineage: Eukaryota; Metazoa; Arthropoda; Insecta; Coleoptera; Chrysomelidae
Product: U6 snRNA-associated Sm-like protein LSm5
Exons: 3
Coding region: 87-356 (89 amino acids)
Biological process (GO): mRNA splicing, via spliceosome
Cellular component (GO): Lsm1-7-Pat1 complex; U6 snRNP; U4/U6 x U5 tri-snRNP complex
Molecular function (GO): RNA binding
Source: RefSeq, a predicted model, not a curated record